Sipha flava (yellow sugarcane aphid) is the source of this 983-nucleotide messenger RNA. Its product is annotated as cyclin-dependent kinase 5 activator 1-like. The transcript has 2 exons. NCBI's taxonomy places the organism in Eukaryota, Metazoa, Arthropoda, Insecta, Hemiptera, Aphididae. Gene Ontology annotation, molecular function: cyclin-dependent protein serine/threonine kinase activator activity; protein kinase binding. The record is from RefSeq and is a predicted model, not a curated record. The annotation marks the transcript as partial. Gene Ontology annotation, biological process: activation of protein kinase activity; positive regulation of cyclin-dependent protein serine/threonine kinase activity. Gene Ontology annotation, cellular component: protein kinase 5 complex; cytoplasm.
UCAUCAGCACGGUUGUCCACCAUGGGCACAGUGCUCAGCAUCAGUCCCAAAGAUCGCAAAUCCGUCUACCCGGCCAUGGCCAGCAGUGCCAGCGCGGCCGAGUUCACGCUCAGCAGCUUCACGUACGAGCAGUUGACCAAGCGCCGGCACGCCGACGUAAUGGCAGGCCGUAGUAUAUCCAUGAUGCUGCCGGCCAACAUUAAUAUCAACACCAUCAACAACAACAUCAUCAACAACAACAACAAUAUCAACAACAUCAACAACCUGGAGAACAAUUGCAAAUUGGCCACCGGUGGCGGUGGCGAGUCACAUCCGCAGAAAGGCACGUUGGAGAAGAGCUUGAAGAAACAUUCGGCUCUGAUCAAUGCGCUCAGCUGGAAGCGGUUCAGCACGUCGCAGAACAAGAAGAAACUGGACAACGGUGGCAGCGGCGUGACAACCGGCAGCACCAAGUCCAACAAGCAAUUGCUCACGUGCCGGCAACCGCUGGUGGACACCAACGCCAAUGUGGACUGCGGCAAGUCUAACAGUGUCCGAAGGUCGGCCACCACCACCGGGCUGGACGUGGCUAACAACAACAGCGGUGGUGUGGGCGGUCGCACCGACAAGCUCGUGCCUAGAGCCACGCUAGUACCGUCGCACACAUGCCACAGCCUGGUGCCCCGCAAGACCGUCAUACAGGCCAGCACGUCCGAGUUGCUCAAGUGCUUGGGCAUCUACUUGCACCACAAGUGCUACAAGCUCAACGAUUUUCAGGCCGGUGACGCGGUCAUGUGGUUGAGAACCGUAGACAGGAGCUUGCUCAUACAAGGAUGGCAGGACGUGCCGUUCAUAAACCCGGCGAACGUGGUGUUCGUGUACAUGCUGGUCCGAGAACUGGUGGACGAGCGGGUGGCCACGGAACCAGAACUGCAGGCGGUGGUGCUCACGUGCCUGUACCUGGCGUACUCGUACAUGGGCAACGAGAUAUCGUACCCGCUGAA